ACCUCAGGGUCCCAUUUGAUUGGAAGGCGGCAAAGGCUUUAAUCUCGGACUAAUUCAGAUGCUUUUGAAGUGAGCAUUUCUACCAGUUCGUACUUUGGGAGUAUAGAGAGCGGACCUGCUGGGAGAUACAGAACGCGCUAUGCCUAUGAUGCAAGACGCAGCCUCGGAUCCGCGAUAACAUCGCAAUCACUCUCCUGUAUCUUCUUCCUGUUUACCAGCCGCACCUUCUUAUUUUCCUCUCACUAUAAGGAUUACUACACGCAAUACCAACACUUUUUUCCCUCCUGAUUUUCGAGAGGUUGUAAUUGCUUUUCGCCUUUCUUGAUGAAUCUGAUAAAUGCAUUACCGACUAAUUUGGUGAGAAUUAGGACAUGAUCACAUCGCCCUCGGUGUCUGCUCUGAGCAAUAGUAAUACUCAUCUAGUCUGGGAGAGCAUCAACUCUCGGAAUAACAUCAACAAGCCUUUUCUUCAUUCCGUUCCCCCGUCGGACCAUCUACGGCAAGCUAAGCGAGUCCCCAUCAAGGUUUUGAGAAUGCUUACGGCACGAUCAGGACACAUUUUGCACCCAGAGUAUCUUCAACCGUUACCAUCUACCCCGAUUAGCCCUAUUGAGCUAGAUGCCAAGAAGAGUCCAUUGGCACUGCUGGCGCAGACAUGCUCUCAAAUCGGUAAACCAGACCCCCCUCCCUCUUCCAAACUCUCCUCGAUUACAUCUAAUGGAUCUAGUGACAAGGAAUCCAAAUCUGGUCCAUUAAAAAUGAGCGACAUCGGUGUGGAUGACAAAUCUAGCUUCAAACCCUAUUCGAAACCGUCCGAUAAGAAGGACUCGUCCUCGGGCGUUUCGAGUGGAGAGAAGACUGGUUUCCGAGUACCGAGCGCCACCUGUCCGCCGUUCACGCCACGGACAGGCAGCCCCAACUCCAGCACUUCUGCCUCUCCCAUGCCGUCCGAGGGGAAGUGUGGAGGAGACAGGGAGGACAAGAAAGAUUCAGAUUGUAAUAAAAAUGGCUCAACGGACGGAUCUGGAACCACUAACAGCCACAGCAGGAUAAGCGUGAGUUGCGGUGGAAUUAACGUGGAGGUGAACCAGCACCAGGAGACGCCCGGGUCCAAAGCCCUGUCUUCGGAAUCGUCCUCCAUAACCUCCGCUUCCUCAGCUUCCGGACUGGGGUCAGGACUUGUAGCCCCGGUCUCUCCUUACAAACCUGGUCAGACAGUUUUUCCCCUGCCGCCUGCUGGCAUGCACUACCCCGGGAGUUUAGGGGCCUACGCAGGUUAUCCCCAACACUAUCUCCCCCACGGCGGCAGCCUGGUUAACGCACAGCUGGCCAGCAUGGGCUGCAGUAAAGCCGGAUCCAGCCCACUGGCUGGGGCCUCUCCACCCUCCAUCAUGUCAGCCAGCCUGUGUAGAGACCCUUACUGCUUAAGUUACCAUUGUGCCAGCCACUUAGCGGGCGCUGCCAGUGCCUCACAGCAGUGCCACGACAACGCGAUGAAAUCCGGGUACCACCACAUGUACCCGACACACCUUUUGCACGGCAUGCACUCCUCUCCGCAGUCGUUCAGUGGACACCCUUUGUACCCCUAUGGUUUCAUGCUCCCCAACGACCCACUUCCUCACGUCUGUAACUGGGUGUCUGCGAACGGACCCUGCGACAAGCGUUUCUCCUCUUCCGAGGAACUGCUGAUACACCUGCGGACGCACACCGCCUUCACCGGGGCGGAAAAGUUGAUAUCGGGUUACCCUAGUUCCUCAUCUCUAGCGAGUGCUGCGGCAGCCGCUAUGGCGUGCCACAUGCACAUGCCGCAGUCAGGAGGCCCUGGGAGCCCCGGGACACUGACCCUGAGGAGUCCGCAUCACGCGUUGGGACUAAGCAGCCGUUACCAUCCGUACUCCAAGAGCCCCCUGCCUACCGGAGCCCCUGUUCCCGUCCCCGCAGCUUCCGGGCCAUACUACUCCCCAUAUGCACUGUACGGCCAGAGACUCACCACAGCAUCGGCGCUGGGAUACCAGUGAAACAGGCUUGACUUUUGAAAAGUUUAUAAUUAUAAAAUGCAAAUAUAAAGACUUUUAUAUCAACGCUCCACCUAUGGACAGGAUCCGUGGACUGUAUUUAUUUAUGUCGACUGAAAGCGGACGAUAAUAGCUACAAAUUGAAGAUAUUUGAGAGACUCGAAGUGCAUUAUGUUUAAACUGAACUCUAUAGGUAAAAUGAAAACACACAUGGUAGAAUACUAAUAAAAUAGAGGUUUUCAUUUCGAUGUUCAUUUGAAAUUGAUAUGAUUGUAUUGUUCUUAUUUAAUGUUUCAUUGAAAAGAAAAUGAUUGACAUGCAUGUUUGUUUCUUAAAAUCCCAAAUUGUCCACAUUUAAAAUUGCCGUUAUUUUUCAGGUGUAUACCAGGGAAAGAGAAUUGGUAUUUUUUUGUAUGUAUUCUGGAAAAAUAAGAAACGAUUCUGUUCCAUAUUUCCGUGUGCCUCCUUUUAUGAUAACAAGACCUACAUUUUUAACAUGCUAUUUCAUUAAACAGUUUCUGGUUCAUGAUUUUAAAUUGACAUUACAAGAUGUGCUGAUCUGGGAAGUUAAUCUUAUCAACUGGUUGCCUAUACAAACAAAUGGAACGUUAUUUCCAGAGUAGGCUAUGUGUUUUUUAAUGUUCACUUUAAAGUGCACUUUAUUUCUACUCUCUAUAGAGUUCCAUGUGAUUUUUUUUUUGCGUUAUACAUUGUUUUAAACUAAAUCAUUUGACUUGAAAGUUGAAACACUAGGCUAUUAACUAAACACACAACUUUGAAAUCGAAUGCAACUAAGAUUGGACAUUAUUUCAACAAUAGUGUAUAGCUAGCUGAACGUCAUGAUUGAGUGUGUGAGCGCGCUGUGUGCAAGUGUGUCUGCAUGUUCUGAAACGGGAUACAUCCAUCAAAACAUGUUAAUAAUUGUUGAUUGACGAUGAGUUUUGACAUUAUUGCUGUAGUGAUUGGAUUUAGGUCAUUUCAAAAUAAGUAUUGUUGGCUAAAUAUAGUUUUCAAUAUUUGAUGUA
This is a messenger RNA of Oncorhynchus gorbuscha (pink salmon), 3040 nucleotides long. Its product is annotated as zinc finger protein 503-like. Bases 372 to 2018 code for a protein of 548 amino acids. The transcript has 2 exons. Gene Ontology annotation, biological process: negative regulation of DNA-templated transcription. The record is from RefSeq and is a predicted model, not a curated record. Gene Ontology annotation, cellular component: nucleus. Lineage: Eukaryota; Metazoa; Chordata; Actinopteri; Salmoniformes; Salmonidae.